AAGCCCCCGCGUGGCAGCGGCGCCAGGGUCCUUGGCCCUGCCCCAGCUUCCGGGGGCCGCCGCGGGUGGCUAGUGAGGUGGCCGGACGGCUGGGAGCCGGAGGAGCACCUGGCAGGUGCCGCGCAGCUUCUUGCGGAGUACAAAAACGCCCACGGCAGCCUCAAGCUGAAGGCCGGUGCACCGGCGGGGGCCGUGGAUGUGCGGGUCGCGCGGGGCCACAAGCGCCCAGCGAGUGACGACCGCGGCGGCGGCGGUGGCGGCUGCGGCGCGGUUGCCCGAGUUGAAGGCGAUCGCAAACGCAGCGGCUGCAGCAGGGAGGGUGCUUUGGAAAGGCGGCGCCACCACUAA
Molecule: messenger RNA, 348 nt
Organism: Monoraphidium neglectum
Lineage: Eukaryota; Viridiplantae; Chlorophyta; Chlorophyceae; Sphaeropleales; Selenastraceae
Exons: 1
Source: RefSeq, a predicted model, not a curated record